AUGGCGGCCGCUCGUCCCCUUUCAGAGUCAGAGGAUUGUGCAAAACUGCUGGUGCUGGUUAAUAGCACCAAUGUCAGGAUUUUGAUCUGUUAUCAUGUAGACAAAUAUGUAAAGGAAACAAUGCGGAGUGAAGAGAAAAUUGUUAACGCUAGAGUGUAUAAGAGGUAUGCCGAUGCAAGACACAAGCUCAAGCUAAGCAGGUUGGAACAAAUGAUUUCUACAUCAAAAACUUCAGAUGAUGACUUCCAAUGCGCCUUUGUCUUGUUCACAAUUGGUGUCAUUCUAGCACCAACUACACAGACCCAUGUCCAUUGGAGUUAUAUACAAGUUAUUCGAGAAGUAUCAGUGAUUCCAAAAUUGAAUUGGGGCCAAUUCACUCUGACCCAUAUAUUAGACUCGUGCCAUAAUUACAAAACAUGUACACAAGCCACCCUACUAGGCAAUUUGGCUUUGCUACAGUUUUGGUACUGGGAGCACAUCAUUGCGGCCAGCAAAUAUGGGGUCAAGUACGACAAGUCAAUCCAACCACCACUGAUUGUGUUCUGGAAUGAAACCAAUGCUAUUGCUCACCGAAUGGUUUUCUAA
Miscanthus lutarioriparius is the source of this 585-nucleotide messenger RNA. The record is from the annotation of a GenBank genome assembly. NCBI's taxonomy places the organism in Eukaryota, Viridiplantae, Streptophyta, Magnoliopsida, Poales, Poaceae.